Messenger RNA from Capsicum annuum, 426 nucleotides. RefSeq lists its product as uncharacterized. Bases 1 to 426 code for a protein of 141 amino acids. The record is from RefSeq and is a predicted model, not a curated record. Lineage: Eukaryota; Viridiplantae; Streptophyta; Magnoliopsida; Solanales; Solanaceae. The transcript is spliced from 2 exons.
AUGAAGGAUACAAUGAUGAAAUUUGCUUCUAGGUUGUCCUAUGAUUUGAUUCUAAAGAGUAAGCUUGUCUUAUUAAGCAAGGAUAUAGAUAUCUCUAAAUUGGUUAUGUAUAUACAGCUUUUUAAGGAAGAGAACAAAAAGCAAGUAAAGAUAGAGAAGAGGUUAUGUAAGCAGGUGCACCCUGAAUUUUGUGAAGAGGGAAGGAACAAGUGUUUUAAAUAUGGCCAGAUUGGUCAUAUGCAGAGAAAUUUUCCUUUAAAGGCUGCUUUAGGGACAAAUAAGAUUCAUGUUUCCACUUUAUCAGCUCCUACAACAAAGGGCGCUGCUUCAACUUCUGGUACAAUCAUUGGCAAGAAAUGCUUGUAUGCUCUUACUAACCACCAGGACUUUGAGGAAUCUCCCGAUGUUGUCACUAUUAAGUUAUGA